Coniophora puteana RWD-64-598 SS2 is the source of this 1632-nucleotide messenger RNA. Its product is annotated as WD40 repeat-like protein. The coding region runs from base 6 to 1550 and encodes 514 amino acids. The record is from RefSeq and is a predicted model, not a curated record. The transcript is spliced from 3 exons. Gene Ontology annotation, molecular function: protein binding. NCBI's taxonomy places the organism in Eukaryota, Fungi, Basidiomycota, Agaricomycetes, Boletales, Coniophoraceae.
ACGGUAUGAUAUUCUCCAUCGCCUGGGAGCCGAGCGGGAAACGAAUCGCGACCGGUUGCAUCGAUUGCAAGGUUCGCAUCUUCGACUUGACGAACCCUGACAUAGCGGCGUUGCUCAUCGAGGGACAUCAAGGCAUGGUCAAGUCGGUGAUGUACUCAUCAGAUGGAAAAUUCCUCGCAAGCGGCGCAGACGAUUCUACCGUGCGGCUGUGGGAUGCUCGGACGGGAAGGCCCGUGAAGAGUCCGUUUCGAGGUCACAGGGACGGGGUCAACUGCGUGGCAUGGUCUCCCGACAACACGCGCAUUGCUAGUGGCUCCUUUGACCGCGAAGUUCGCGUUUGGGACGUCAGCACGGGUCAGGCUUUGUUCCGGGGGGCGUUAUACGCACACGGAGAUCACGUACGGAGCGUCUCAUACUCUCCUGAUGGGAUGUACUUUACUUCAGCUGAUAGCGGUGCCCCUCCUCGAGUUCAGAUUUGGGAUGCACGGACAGGCAAAGCAACACUUCCGUCGCUUUCUGACGAUGAGCACGCUGCCUUCAAAGAAUCGGCUGAACGAUGCUUCUACUUUGUAGAAGAACAGAGACGCAGUAAUCCCGGGAAAAUGAAAGCUGGAGCGUCUGUGUUAGCUACCACGUGGUUCCUAGACGGGCAACGCUUUGCAACUGCGGGAGAAGAACCUCUGGUACGAAUCUGGAAUGCGCAGACUGGGCUCCAGGUUGGUGAACUUCCAUGUCACCAUGAUCUCACCAAUGCACUGUCCAUCUCUGAGGACGGCGCGAAGCUCGCAACGGCAUCAGAUAGCGGCUCCAUUCGCCUGUUCGACACGGCAGCUAUGGAGUCGCUGAUGGAACCUCUCAAUAGCCACGAUGGAUCAGUUUACGCUGUCGAGCUGACACCUGACGGCUCUAGAGCGAUCAGCGGAGGCAAGGAUGGGACUGUGCGGUUUUGGGAUGCACUCACAAGCCAGGUGCAACAGCUUCUCGAGGCGCACACCGAUGCUGUUCGUACGCUCUCGGUGACAGAAGACUUGACCAAGGUGGCGAGUGGUGGAGACGACAAAUGCAUCUACAUCUGGGACUUGGAAAACUACCAGCGACUCGCAGGACCGUUUCAGCACGAUGGCCCGGUUCGCGCCGUGUGCUUCUCACCCGACGGCUCUUGCCUCAUCAGCGGCUCGGACGACUUCACCGUUCGCGUUUGGGACAUCGCGACCGCAGCCCUCUCGUUCGAUCCUAUCCGCGUUCACACAGGCCCAAUCGGGGCUGUAGACUGGUCGCCAGACGGUACGAAGCUGCUGACUGCCGGCGCUGACGAUUCGACAAUAUGGAUCUGGGAUGCGUCUACGGGCGACUGCAUUCUUGGCCCUUUGGAGGGCGGUGAAGAUGGUAUACGGGCUGCUGCUUUCUCCCCGGACGGAAAGCGCUUCGUUGGCGGGUUCAUGGACCACACGCUGCGUGUGUGGGACACCGCCACGGGUGCGGUUCCUCUAUCAACAGAAGAGGAGUCGAAUUCAGCGCAAGAGGAGGCAGACGCGGAUGCAGACAGCUGAGAAGGCAUUUGUACCGUUCCUGCAUAUUAUUUAACGGAUUCAAAAAUAAGUAUCAUGAUCAUUCAAAUACAAUAUUUGGCCC